This is a messenger RNA of Argentina anserina (silverweed cinquefoil), 1833 nucleotides long. RefSeq lists its product as uncharacterized. The coding region runs from base 1 to 1833 and encodes 610 amino acids. The record is from RefSeq and is a predicted model, not a curated record. Lineage: Eukaryota; Viridiplantae; Streptophyta; Magnoliopsida; Rosales; Rosaceae. Gene Ontology annotation, molecular function: protein dimerization activity. The transcript is spliced from 2 exons.
AUGUUGGCUGGGAAUAAAGGAAUUUGUGUACAACAUGUGGGGCAUGUAAAUUCUGCUCAUCAAUAUAAUGUUCAAAAUUGGAGCAACUUAAGGAGAACUUCUCAACACAUUGAUAGAGUGAUUGAAAAACUACCACCAGAAAUUAUAAGGCAUAAUAGGUUACGUUUAAAGACAACAAUAACAGCUGUGAAAUAUCUUGGAAAGGAAGGUUUGCCUUUUAGAGGCCACGAUGAAUCUGCUGACUCUACUAGUAUAGGACAUUUCAUUGAGUUGAUAAAGUGUUAUGCAGUUUUGAAUGAAGACAUUGUAAAAGUUGUUCUUGAUAAUGCUCCCAAGUAUGCUAUGUACAUUGCACCAUCGAUUCAGAAAGAGAUCCUAGAUAUAAUUGCUACCAAAAUUCGAAGUAGAAUUCAUGCAGAAAUUGGAGAUGCUAAAUUUUGUAUCUUAGUUGAUGAAUCACUUGAUGUAUCUCAUAAGAAGCAAAUGGCCAUUAUUAUAAGAUUUGUUGAUGAAGAUGGGUUUCUUCAAGAAAGGUUUUUUGAAAUUGUAACAGUUGAAGACACUACUUCAGCUAAUCUCAAGAAGCAUAUAUGUAUUGUGCUUUCAAGAAACAAUCUCCAAGUGCAAAAUAUCCGUGGUCAAGGUUACGAUGGGGCUAGCAAUAUGCGUGGUCAAUUUCAUGGAUUGAAAACAUUAUUCCUUGAAGAUUGCACAUAUGCCUAUUAUUUAAAAGAUAUUCAAGAGGCAGAAAUUGCAGAAAGUUUAGCAUAUGGAAAUCUUGAAACAGGAAGAGGGCUUAACCAAAUCCGUAAUUUGAAGAAAGCAAGUAUGACUAGAUGGGGAUCUCACUUUGCUUCCAUUAGUACAUUAGUCCAUGUAUUUGAAGAAAUUACUCAACUUCUUCAAAGCAUGAUGAAUGAUAAAGAUCUCCUAGGAAGUGUAAGAGGUGAUGUAAAAGGUUACCUUAAGGCAUUGAGGGCAUUUGACUUUGUAUUUUGUUUGUUGCUCACUAACAAAGUUAUGAGAAUUACUGAUUUACUUUCUCAAGGCUUACAGAAGCAAUCACAAGACAUUGUUAAUGCCAUGAAUAUGGUUUCAAGUACAAAAGCACUUCUUCAAGCUUUGAGAGAUGAUGGUUGGGAUAGUUUUUUCCAAAGUGUCCUACGAUUUGGUGAAAAUCAUGGUCUUGAAAUGCCUAAUAUGGAUGCAGCUUAUUCAAUGGGUACUGGUCGUGGCUGUCAACAACAUAAUGUUACAAAUGAACAUUAUUGUCAUUUUGACAUGUUUAAUAUGAUUAUAAAUGUUCAAAUGAUGGAGUUGAAUGACAGGUUCACCGAAGAAACUAUAGAGCUACUUAUUUGGAGCUCUGCGUUGGAUCCUAAAAAUCAGUUCAAAAAGUUCGACAUGGAAAAGAUUUACAAGCUUGCUGAGCAGUUUUAUCCUGAAGACUUUGAUACAUCUGAAGUAAUAGCUUUGAGAUUACAAUUAGAACAUUACAAGUAUCAAGUAGUUUUUGAUAAAGAUUUUCAUAAACUAUCUUCCCUUGCACAAUUGUGUAGACGAUUAGUUGAAACAGACUUAGCACAACUUUUUCCCUUGGUUGAUAGAUUGAUUCGUUUAGUCUUGACACUUCCUGUUUCCACUGCAACUACUGAACGUGCAUUUUCAGCGAUGAAAAUUAUAAAGACUAGGCUUAGAAACAAGAUGGAAGAUGGAUAUCUUUCAGGUUGUAUGAUGCUCCAUAUUGAAAAACAAUAUGUUGACACUAUUGACUCAGAUGAAGUCAUUGAUCAUUUUGAGUCUAUUGGAGAUCGUAGAGCGCAAUUUCGGUAG